AAUAUUGGAACUGAACCUAUCGAACCUUUGAUGAGUGCACAUAAGAAUUGGAAUAAUUUUUUACAUUGUGAUUGAAAAGUGUUGUGAUUAAUUUUAUAACUCGUUUAGAAAAAGUUUGUUUAAAAAUGAUGCAAUUUAUGUUACUGUUCAGUCGUCAAGGAAAAUUACGUUUACAAAAAUGGUACGUGGCCCACCCCGAUAAAUUAAAAAAGAAAAUUACUCGAGAAUUGAUCACCACAAUAUUGGCCCGAAAACCUAAAAUGUCAAGCUUUUUAGAAUGGAAAGAUGUUAAAGUUGUCUAUAAAAGAUAUGCAAGCUUGUAUUUUUGUUGUGCAAUAGAACAAAAUGAUAAUGAAUUAUUGACUCUAGAAAUUAUACAUCGUUAUGUUGAACUGUUAGACAAAUAUUUUGGAAGUGUAUGUGAAUUAGAUAUAAUUUUCAACUUUGAGAAAGCAUACUUCAUCUUAGAUGAGUUAUUGGUUGGCGGUGAAAUUCAAGAAACCAGCAAAAAGAAUGUUUUAAAAGCCAUUGCAGCUCAGGAUUUACUACAGGAGGAUGAAGCUGUGGAAGGUGCUCUGCGGGAGAUAGGGCUUUUGUAGGUGCUGCAUUCUUGCAUGCCCUCCAUGGCCAAUCUGACAGCCCACAUGAAUCAAGACCCUGGAGCAGGCUCACCCGCUGCAUGAUGCCAUCAUACAUCUCUACUUUUUCUAUAGAUAUUGAACAUCAAUUUUUUACUUACCAUUGAUAAUCUUUACAAAAUUAGUGUAGGAAUUCUUAGCAUAUUUUUAUAUAGAAAAAUGCUAUUAACACAAAAUGAGCAGAGUAAUAUAUACGUAUAUAUGUAUAUCAUAUAUUACUCUGUUAUACAUAUAUUGAACAAAAUGUCCUCUUAGCUGCAUAAUUACUUGCCCUUUUAUAACUUAGUAAACAAUAGCUUUAAUCUAAUUAGUCCCGUACUAUAGCAAUAAAAUUACACAAACUUAGGAAAUUAUUAUUUCUUUAAGUAUGUAGAUAAAAAAGUAUUGAAUCUACAAUAUUUUUAAUCACGUAACAUUUUGUAUAGUACUUUUCAUGUUUGUCUACUUAAAAAUAUUUAUUUUAGUAUUUAAAUUAGAAAAAACAUUUGAAGGUGUCAUUUUUAUAUG
Molecule: messenger RNA, 1145 nt
Organism: Megachile rotundata (alfalfa leafcutting bee)
Lineage: Eukaryota; Metazoa; Arthropoda; Insecta; Hymenoptera; Megachilidae
Gene: AP-1sigma
Product: AP-1 complex subunit sigma-2
Biological process (GO): intracellular protein transport; vesicle-mediated transport
Cellular component (GO): AP-1 adaptor complex; membrane coat
Molecular function (GO): clathrin-cargo adaptor activity
Source: RefSeq, a predicted model, not a curated record